Messenger RNA from Cooperia oncophora, 282 nucleotides. The record is from the annotation of a GenBank genome assembly. Lineage: Eukaryota; Metazoa; Nematoda; Chromadorea; Rhabditida; Trichostrongylidae.
GUACGCGAUCGAAGACUUGGGCUAUGCCCCUAAAGACAUUGUUCUAAUAGGAUUCAGCUUGGGUACAGCCGCUAUGGUGCACAUUGCAUCGAUAACACCCGAUCUGGUUUUCAGUUACGACAAGGCAGAGAACAUCAAAUGUCCGACGCUCGUCUGCCACGGCCAGGACGAUGCGAUCGUAGAUCAUCACCACGGUCUUGCUAUGAAGGAAAGGAUAGCAAACAGCGAACUGUUCCUCAUUCCUGCCAGCCAUCAGGUUCAACAACGGCCGUAUAAACUAUG